AUAGUGAUGCCCUUUGGACUAACCAACGCGUCAACGACUUUCCAGCGAUGUAUGAAUGACUUGUUUAGGCCGUGGUUAGAUAGGUUUGUUGUAGUGUAUUUGGAUGAUAUUCUAGUGUUUAGCAAGACCCUCCAAGAGGAUCAGGGUCAUCUCAGGCAGGUCUUGGAGAAGCUUAGAGAAGCUAACUUCAAGGCCAACGCAAAGAAGUGUAAAUGGGCAAAGACCCAAGUUUUGUAUGUGGGCCACGUCUUAGACGGAGAUGGCAUCAAGCCAAAGGAUAGUAAGAUUGCAGCGAUCAGGGAUUGGCCUACGCCGCGCACGUUGACAGAGUUGCGGUCAUUCUUUGGCCUAGCGAACUAUUAUAGGAAGUUCGUAAGGAACUUCUCCACUAUUGCUGCGCCCCUUCGCAGGUUGUUAAGGAAAGAAACCAUCUGGAAGUGGGAUAAGGACUGCACGUCUACCAUGAAGAAGUUGAAGCAGGCACUGAUAGAGUAUCUCGUCCUUAAGGUGGCCGAUCCGUCCUUACCCUUUGUCGUCACUACAGAUGCCAGUCAGUACGGCAUAGGUGCUGUUCUGCAGCAAGACGAUGGCAAUGGUUAUAGACCCGUAGAGUUUAUGUCUGCCAGGAUGCCUUCAGAGAAGGUAGCGACAUCUACCUACGAGAGGGAACUCUACGCUCUCAGGCAAGCGUUAGACGAUUGGAAACACUACUUGCUUGGGAGGCACUUCAAAGUCUAUUCCGACCACGAAACGUUAAGAUGGUUAAAGACGCAGGCCAAGAUGACACCUAAGCUUACUAGGUGGGCCGCAGAAAUAGACCAGUAUGAUUUUGAGCUCAAGCCAGUCAAAGGGAAGUAUAAUGUAGUUACGGACGCUCUGAGUAGGAGAGCUGACUACUUUGGAGCAAUAGUUCACUAUUUGGACAUAGGGAGAGACCUGCAGCAAAAGUUCAAAGAAGCAUAUGCGCAGGACCCUAUCUAUAGUGACCUCUUGAAGAGAGUAAAGGAGGCCCUAGAGACUGAGCCAGAUUACCGCACUACUGAUGGACUAUUAUUUGAGAAGACUAACGUAGUUGACCGUCUGUGCAUUCCCAAUAGUGAGGAGAUCUGUAGUCUGAUCCUAGGAAAAUGUCACAACACAGAGGGUCAUUUUGGUUGGCAAAAGACUCUAGCCAAUCUAAUGCACGCGUACACCUGGCCAAGAAUGAAGAAUGACUGCAUAGAGUAUAUCCGCAGUUGUAAAGUUUGCCAGCGGAAUAAGAUUACUACGCGUGCUCCGCUAGGUCUUCUCAUACCCUUGCCCAUUCCUGAUCAACCCGGGGAUUCAGUGUCCAUCGACUUCAUGGACGCGGGUGUCAAGAGCAGGCAUGGCAAGAGCCAAGUCAUGGUGAUAGUCGAUAGAUUUAGCAAGUAUGCUGUUUUUAUUCCUUUGCCUUCAGAGGCACGGACCGAGUUAGUGAUCCGUAAGUUCUUUGAUCAUUGGGUCAGUGAGCACGGGGUCCCAUUGUCCAUAGUUAGUGAUAGAGACACCUGGUUCACGAGUCAGAACUGGCAGGAGUUGAUGAGAGUCUAUGGCUCUUAAGUUGCUAUUGUCGUCUGGCCAUCAUCCCGAGACCAACGGCCAGACUGAACAGAUGAACAAGGUCCUGCAGCAAGUUCUGAGGAUGUACAUUAGACCAGAUCAAGUUGACUGGGAUGAGAUGCUCCCCAAGGUAGCCAGUGCUUACAACAAUAGUGUGCAUUUGUCUACGUGCCGCACUCCCAACGAGUUGCACAAGUCCUUUAGACCUCACAGACCGUUUGAGGGACUUAACCGGGAUCAGAUUCAUAGGCUACCGCCCGGUACUAGGGAGUUCGCUAUACAGCACGAAAAGGAGCUAGCUACUGUUGCAGAGAACCUCAGGAAAGCCCAACAUAGGAUGAUAGAGCAAGCCAACAAACAUGGCCGCCCAUC
Chara braunii is the source of this 1953-nucleotide messenger RNA. Lineage: Eukaryota; Viridiplantae; Streptophyta; Charophyceae; Charales; Characeae. The record is from the annotation of a GenBank genome assembly.